This is a messenger RNA of Wallemia ichthyophaga EXF-994, 1473 nucleotides long. Its product is annotated as DNA replication regulator sld2. Lineage: Eukaryota; Fungi; Basidiomycota; Wallemiomycetes; Wallemiales; Wallemiaceae. Gene Ontology annotation, biological process: DNA replication initiation; double-strand break repair via break-induced replication; DNA replication. The record is from RefSeq and is a predicted model, not a curated record. The transcript is spliced from 2 exons. The coding region runs from base 1 to 1473 and encodes 490 amino acids. Gene Ontology annotation, molecular function: DNA replication origin binding; single-stranded DNA binding. Gene Ontology annotation, cellular component: DNA replication preinitiation complex.
AUGGACGUCGGUCUGCGCAACGAGUUGAAGAACUGGGAGAAGCAUUUCCACACUGAAUACAACAGAAAGCCAGGCAAGGAGGAUAUUAAGAAUUUUCCUGAAAUUGCACUCAAAUACAAGGCUUACGGGAAAAUAAAAAAGGCUGGGGGAUUCGAGGGGCGGGAGAAGCAGGAGAGGCAGGAGAAACAGGAACAGAAGGAACAGCAGGAACAGAUAACUAGCACCACGACUAGCACUAGCACUAGCACUCCAAAGAAGAAGACACCUGCAGUGUUCAAAACUCCAACGAAAUCAGUUACACCAAAGAAACUAGACCACUCACAGGCGUCACCAAUGACAUUUAAACAGCGUCUCAACACGAUUAGCCCGAAUAAGAAUACACUAAGUACACAAACGGCAGGCUGGACACCGCGUACGAAGGCUAGAAAAAGAUUGCGUGGUGAGAACGUACCAAACACUCCAAAGAAACAGCGCGGUGAAAUGCUUAAAAUUGAAGAGGCCGAGGAAGAUGACGGUAAUACCCACGAAACCAACGAGCAAGUUGGACAAAUUGAAAAAGACGAAGAUGAAGAUGAAGACAUGAUGAAUACACCUGCGAAAAAGGCUUUUAAACCGCUGUUUGAAUCACCAAGACCUUCAAGUAGCAACGUUAGGGGCAGCAGCAAUAGCAAUGGUAAUAGCAAUGGUAACAACAAGGCUGUCGUUCUACCUCCACUCCCAGCCAAUACAAUAUCAACUUACAUUGAUAACCCACAAACACAAGAAUUGUUUAGUUCACAAUCGACAAUCGCUCAGUCACAGCCGUCGCUGUCUCAGUCACAAGCCUUGCAAGGGUUACAAUCCUCUCAACCCUCUCAAAGAGGACAGAAGCGUGCAAAGUCACCAGAUAACCAAAGUAAAGCAACGAUAUCCAAAAAGAAAUCAAAGACAACGUUCAAGUAUCCAAAUAAAAUUACAUUACCUCAAAGUCAGAAGCUGGCUGAUAGACAGGAUAUACAUCAUGAGCCAACGCAAAUUGAAUUAGAGAGUACAGGUCAGCAAAUAAGCAUUAUACCACACAUGCACAUGCAAAAGCGCAAAAACAAGAAAGCUGAAGAAUUGAGUGAUGAUGAAACUGAUAUGGAGGAUUAUAUAGAGGAUUAUAUACCAAUGAAUCAGCGACAAUUAUCUCGGGAAUCUCACUCUCCAGAUAAUCACAAUGAGACAGUCAAAUCAAAACUCGGCGACAUGUCUUUGGAUUCACCUGGCGCGAUUAAGAGGAGCAAAGAGUAUAACAAGCAAAUUGAUGACAAGGUUCGCUCCCUACUCAGCCGAAGUAAUGACGACGACGGUUUCGGCAGCUAUCGAACCGAGAUUAAGCCGCUAGAGGAGGAGGAGAGUGAGGGUGAAGACGAAGACUGGGAGGAUGAUUGCGAUGGUUGGAAAGCAGAUGGCAUUGGAUACAUUGAGGACUAUGAUUAUGAUGAUGUGUAG